AUGGCUUUCUCUCAUGGUCCUGUAAUGAAACGAUCAGUGUGGGCGUUUAAUCUUGAAGCAGAGUUUGAAUUGAUUCGUUCCGUCAUUGCCUCUUAUCCUCUCAUUUCGAUGGAUACGGAGUUUCCUGGCAUCGUCUUUAACUCUCAUCCUGCUUUUCGACAACCGCACAAUAACUAUGCCGUCAUGAAAGCUAACGUUGAUCACAUGCACCUUAUCCAAGUAGGCCUCACCCUCUCAGACAGCCAUGGUAACCUUCCAAACUUUGGAACUUCCAACCAAUUCAUAUGGGAAUUCAACUUUUGUGAAUUUGACAUGACCCGUGAUCUCUAUGCACCUGAUUCCAUCGCACUCCUUCGACGUCAAGGCGUCGAUUUUGAGAAGAAUCGUAUGUUUGGAGUCAACAUUAUGCGUUUUGUUGAACUCAUGAUGUUCUCUGGACUCGUGUGCAACAACAACAUUCAAUGGAUUGGUUUUCAUAAUGCUUACGAUUUUGGGUACAUGGUGAAGGCUUUAGGCCAACGUUUUUUGCCUAUGCAACCAUGUUUGCCUGAAAACUUGUGUCACUUUUUGGAGCUGGUUAAAUUUUUCUUUGGAGACAAAGUUUACGAUAUUAAACAUCUCAUCAAAUUUUGCCCCAACCUUUAUGGUGGUUUAGACAGUGUCUGCAAGUCGCUACAUUUAAACAAAACUAUUAGAAGAUCACAUCAAGCGGGAUCAGAUAGUUUAGUCACUUUACAUGUUUUUAACAAGAUCAAAGAUAUCUAUUUUCAUUAUGAAAAUGAUUAUAGUAUGACCAAAUAUGCAGGUAUUCUAUUUGGCUUAGAGAUUAUUUGA
Sphenostylis stenocarpa is the source of this 834-nucleotide messenger RNA. Lineage: Eukaryota; Viridiplantae; Streptophyta; Magnoliopsida; Fabales; Fabaceae. The record is from the annotation of a GenBank genome assembly.